GGCGCGGGCUGCGGGAAUGAGGUAGAGGCGGGCGGGGCGCGCGGCAGGAAGCGGCGAGCGAAGCGCGGCGAUCGGGCCCAUGGCGGACACCGCGGAAGCACAUGAGGAGCAUGAUACUUCUACUGAAAAUGCAGAUGAUUCUAACCACGAUCCUCAGUUUGAGCCCAUAGUUUCUCUUCCAGAGCAAGAAAUAAAAACUCUGGAAGAGGAUGAGGAAGAACUCUUUAAGAUGCGAGCAAAGCUCUUCCGGUUUGCAUCUGAGAAUGACCUUCCAGAAUGGAAAGAACGAGGAACUGGUGAUGUGAAACUCUUGAAACACAAGGAGAAGGGAACAAUUCGCCUCCUCAUGCGGAGGGAUAAAACCCUAAAAAUCUGUGCAAACCAUUACAUCACACCCUUAAUGGAGCUGAAGCCUAAUGCUGGAAGCGACAGGGCAUGGGUCUGGAACACACAUGCUGACUUUGCAGAUGAGAGCCCCAAGCCUGAACUUCUGGCAAUCAGAUUUCUAAACGCAGAGAAUGCACAGAAAUUCAAGGCAAAAUUUGAAGAAUGCAGGAAUGAAGUAGGCAAGACAGCAAAGAAAGCAGGCACAGACAAAAAUGAUAGUGCUGAUAAAGUUGCUGAAAAACUAGAAGAGCUUUCUGUAAAGGAAGAGAGCAGAGAAUCUGAGAAGAAAGAGACCAAGGAAAAAACUGAAGAAAAGCAAUAAAAUCAUCCUGGGCCUUGCCGUUUUUCCUUUACACUUUUUUUUUUUUUUUUUUUUAGGUAUUUUUGUUUUUCAUUUUUACAAGGGACUUUAUAUGGAACUGAAUUCAACAUUCACAUUGUUGUUUUUUUCUAAGCUUUUGCCCUUUGGAAGGUGUCUUCAGAAAAAUUCAUUCCCCUGUCAUGAAAAUGUACUGUGCUAACAUUCUUUUCCAUAGUGGAAACACUUAUUUAUAGUCAUCCAAAAGAGUGAAUAAAACAAACUUGAAA
Messenger RNA from Pseudopodoces humilis (Tibetan ground-tit), 975 nucleotides. RefSeq names its product RAN binding protein 1 (gene RANBP1). The record is from RefSeq and is a predicted model, not a curated record. NCBI's taxonomy places the organism in Eukaryota, Metazoa, Chordata, Aves, Passeriformes, Paridae. Gene Ontology annotation, biological process: positive regulation of mitotic centrosome separation; nucleocytoplasmic transport. Gene Ontology annotation, cellular component: cytoplasm; centrosome; nuclear pore. Gene Ontology annotation, molecular function: GTPase activator activity.